AUGCCAGAGAAGGUUCACACCAAAUUUGGAGAGUCAGACGAUGAGUCUUCCAACCCUCAAACAAGUGAUCUCCCGCCGGCGUCGCUAGUCGAGGAGGGCAACCGCAAGAAGAAGCGCAACAAGAAGCGGAAACUCGACCAAGUUGCCGAGGAGUCGCAGACUGCGACGAGCGAGCGGUCGGUCCAAGUCGCAAGAACCGACAAGACGUCACCGACACGACCAGUGACUCCAAAGGAAGCUUCCGAAAAUGAGCAUGCUCCUGCAAUUGAGCAGGGAGAUACACCUGCCGAGACGUCCAACUUCACAUCCAAGCCCAAGCCCAAGUCAAAGCCCGUUCAUCGGUCCCUCACCGACACGAAAACAAACUUCAACUCGUUACGUGAAAAAGCCAACAAGCUCUACGAAUCUCGAAAAAAGCUUCCUAUUUUUAACCAUGCGGACGAGAUUCGACAAAAGCUUCGUGAUCAGGAUGUGAUGCUCUUGGUCGGUGAGACCGGUUCGGGAAAGAGUACGCAGAUUCCACAAUUCCUCGUAAAUGAGUUCUGGUGCCGACCGACGCCCACGAAGAUACAAAAGGGAGAUGGGUCAGAAAAGCCAAAAACAGUCGGCGGGUGCAUUGCGAUCACACAACCACGUCGAGUCGCUGCGAUUUCGCUGGCCCGUCGUGUGGCCGACGAAAUGGGAACACCGCUGGGUUCUUCUUCUCCGGCGAGUAAGGUUGGCUACUCGGUGCGAUUUGACACUUCCACAUCACCCAGCACGCGGGUCAAGUUCUUGACCGAGGGUAUGCUUCUUCAGGAGAUGCUACAUGAUCCUUGGUUGACCAAGUAUAGUGCCGUGGUGGUGGAUGAGGUGCACGAGCGUGGUAUCAACGUUGAUCUGGUUGUUGGCUUUCUCCGGAAUCUUGUCUCUGGUAACCUGCAAGGACGAGGAGGCGUGCCCUUGAAGGUUGUGGUCAUGAGUGCUACGGCUGACAUGGAGAGUUUGAUGGGGUUCUUUCAGGAGGGACUCAAGGAGCAACCGCAACCACAACCACCUGUCCACAAAACGAUCACAAAUGAUGAUCAAACCGGAGAGCUGUCGACCCGUGCUCCUCGGAUCAUCACAGCUUGCCACAUCAAGGGACGGCAGUUCCCUGUCAAGAUGAUCUAUUCGCCUGAGCCCGUCCACGAUUUUGUCGAUGCAGCAUUGAAGAUUAUCUUCCAGAUUCACUACAAGGAACCUAUGCCUGGUGAUAUUCUCGUGUUCCUCACUGGUCAAGAGACGGUGGAAAAUCUGGAAAAUCUGGUUAAUGAGUACGCAACGGGGAUGGAUCCAUCUCUACCCAAAAUCCAAGUCCUCCCCUUGUUUGCUGCUCUCCCUCAAGCUGCUCAACAGCGAGUCUUUGCACCUGCGCCACCUCGAACCCGCAAGGUCGUUCUGGCUACAAACAUUGCCGAGACCUCGGUGACGGUCUCUGGCGUACGAUACGUCGUGGAUUGCGGCAAGGCGAAGGUGAAGCAAUUCCGAACGCGUUUGGGGCUCGACUCGCUGCUGGUGAAAUCGAUUUCCAAAUCUGCUGCCAUUCAGCGAAAAGGUCGUGCUGGUCGUGAAGCUCCUGGGCAAUGUUUCCGCCUCUAUACCGAGAAAGACUACUUGGCACUGGACGAGACGAACACGCCGGAGAUUCUCCGGUGUGACCUCACUCAGGCUUUACUCAAUAUGAAGGCUCGUGGGGUGGAUGACAUUGUGCAUUUCCCAUUCUUGACGCGACCCCCUCGAGAGGCCUUGGAGAAGGCCUUGCUUCAGCUCUUGAACAUUGACGCCCUCCAGGAGGAUGGCCGCAUCAGUGAGAUUGGUCUCCAGUUGGCCAAGUUGCCUCUGUCGCCCACGCUUGGACGGGUCCUGUUGGCUGCGUCCGAGCAUGGCCACGAAUGUCUUUUGGACGUGAUUGACAUAAUCUCCUGCCUCAGUGUUGAAAACAUUUUCCUCAACACUACCUCGGAAGAGAAGAAGGAGGCAGCCGAGACAGCCCGACGAGACUUGUAUCGUCGCGAAGGUGACCAUCUGACGAUGCUCUCGACCGUUCGGGCCUACGCGGGCGAGAAUGUGGACCGAAAGGCCUGGGCCGAGCGACAUCUUGUAUCGCAUCGAGCGAUGCAAUCCGUCAUGGACGUUCGCAAGCAACUUCGCGCUCAAUGCCGACAAACCAAGAUGCUCCCGCGAGAAGAGCGCGGUGACCAGUACCCCGACCCAUCCCCCGAACUCAUCCUGCGCAGCUUCCUGGCCGGCUUCGCAACCAACACGGCACGUCUCGUGCCCGACGGCAGCUACCGCACCAUUGUCGGCAACCAAACGGUUGCCAUCCACCCGUCCAGUGUCCUAUUUGGAAAGAAGGUGGAGGCCAUUCUAUAUAAUGAGUUUGUCUUUACGAAUCGUAGUUAUGCCCGUGGCGUCAGCGCUGUGCAGAUGGAUUGGGUUGGGGAAGCUCUGGCGGGCAAGUGA
Penicillium diatomitis is the source of this 2484-nucleotide messenger RNA. Its product is annotated as putative ATP-dependent RNA helicase (Hrh1). The transcript has 2 exons. Lineage: Eukaryota; Fungi; Ascomycota; Eurotiomycetes; Eurotiales; Aspergillaceae. The record is from RefSeq and is a predicted model, not a curated record. Gene Ontology annotation, molecular function: RNA binding. Gene Ontology annotation, cellular component: intracellular anatomical structure; catalytic step 2 spliceosome. The coding region runs from base 1 to 2484 and encodes 827 amino acids.